GGGCAGACAGACAGAGAGACAGUGAGUCGGACGGUCUGAGUGACGGAGGGGAAUCAAGCUUUGGACAAACCACUGCACCGCACUCUCCAAACAAGAACUGUUGUGUUUUAUGAAAAAAAAAAGAGUGAAGAAAAGAAAGAGGCAGAGUCAUUGUGGAUCGUUUUCAGGGGGAAUAUCCUGCACCACAACUUGUUUGUUUUCUCUUUCUUUCUCUUCUUCUCCCUCCUCUCAGAGCUCGAUGCUUUGCUUUGGGAUUUGUGCUCCAAAUCCAUCAAAUUCCUCUCUUGAUCUGUGUCUUUGUCAUCUGAAACACUUUGAGUUACAAAUUUUUUCCAGAACUUUGCAACCCAACAAGCUGAGACAGACGUUUGCAGAAUUUCACUUGGACUAAAAGUUGAAUCCAAGCCCAGUUCUGGAAUGAAUUUAACCGAGCCCAGCUUGUCCAGAGAGGCUCUUCUGCAUCCAAGCCGGGUGUCUGUCGGGGGCCCCUGGACGUCCAGAACCCCGAGUCCUGCUUCUGAUUCUGAAAUGGGUUUUGAGCAGAACCUCUCCGGGGACUGCAGUUCUCCCGAUGGCCUCGGACCUGGGAACAUGAGGAGAACAGAACCGAGGAUUUCUCUGACGCCCAGUUCAGGGGGACAGAGUCCGGACCUGACCCAGGCAGGAGGUAUGUCGGUAGGCACGGCUGACGGAAAGGCCGUGGGUGGCGAGCAGAGGAUCCGCAGGCCCAUGAAUGCUUUCAUGGUGUGGGCCAAAGAUGAGAGGAAGCGACUGGCCCUGCAGAACCCUGACCUGCACAAUGCUGUGCUCAGCAAGAUGCUCGGCCAGUCGUGGAAGGCCCUGAGUGCCACAGACAAGCGGCCGUUCGUGGAAGAAGCAGAACGACUCCGCGUCCAGCACCUCCAGGAUCACCCAAACUACAAGUACAGGCCUCGCAGAAAAAAGACCACCAAAAAACUCAAGCGGGUUGAACCAGGGCUUCUGCUUCACAGCUUGGCCCAAGGUGGUGCACCAGGCCUUGGAUUAGGACCUGGAGUCAGCCCCUUAGGUGCAGACAGUGUCUCUGGGGGUUCUGCCUAUGGACAUCCAGGCGCUCACGCUCCACACCACCAUCACCCUCACCACCUGCUGCCCUCUCUGGGGCACUUCAGGGACCUCCAGGCUCCAGGACACCCAGAGCUGGAGAGCUAUGGGCUGCCCACUCCAGAGAUGUCACCUCUGGAUGUUCUGGAAGAGGGAGCUGGGGAAUCUGUGUUUUUCCCCCAACAUAUGCAAGAGGAGGGGGGGAUGGGAGGUUGGAGUGGGUACCACCACCACCUUCACCCUCAUAACCAACAUUACAGCCAUCACUACAACAACCACAGUCACCACAACUCCAUACAUGGUGCAGCAACACAUGGUCAAAGUUCAGGGAUGAAUGUUAGUGCCAGUUUAAGUACCAGUAUGAAUUCCAGUUUGAGUCCAGGUAGAAGUUCCAGAAUUGACUCUAGAAUAAGUUCUGUUGAGUCAAAUAUGACCUCGAGCAUGAGCUCUGUCACUUCAGUUCUGGUAAAUUCGGUCAACUCCAGGUUAAAUCCUACUCAUGCGUCCAGUCACCACAUCGCCUUAAGGAGUCCUGUAAAGUGCCCCCCACCUCUCUCUGCCUCCCCCUCCCCUGUUUCCUACCCCCAGCCCUCCAUCAGCCUCCCUGAGCCAAUAAAAUGCCACCAAACGCCCCUGAGCAGUGCUCCUGUCGGCUACUUUAGUCAGAUGUAUGGGAGUGGUGUCCCGAGCGCUACUCAUUUCACCCCUUCUCACCUGGGGCAGCUCUCCCCCCCUCCUGAAACUUCUCCCUCUUCCUGCCCAUCCUCCAUCCCCUCAUCAACUUUCCUUCCCCCUGUGCACUUAGACCCUUCAAACCCUGAGUCCUCAGGCCACAUGGUGUCUUCCUCUGCUGAGUUUUGGUCUGAGGUGGACAGGCAUGAAUUCGACCAGUAUGUGAAUAUUGGAAGGAACCGAGAGGAGGCCUUUGGACUUGGUGGGGGCUGUGGGGGCGGGUCCAAAGUCCUGAGUGGGCGCAGCAGCAAUAGCGUGGGUAGUAGUAUUAAUAGCAGUGUUAGCAGUAUCAUUAACAGGGAUGUCAGUAGUAUUAUGAGUGGUGCUAAUGGGUGUGAUGAAGGGAGCAGCCCUCUUAUUUCUGCUCUUUCUGAUGCUAGCAGUGCUGUCUAUUACAGUGCCUGUAUCACUGGAUAAAUUCUCCACAGUCUCAUCUCUCAUCUGUACCUCCUUGCAUGCUGCACAGAUUGGUUUGGUUCCUUUGAACCAUUGUUAGGGAGGAAGUAUGACAGGAAGAUUAGUUUUGGCUCAUACUUUAAAUCAAUUCAUUGUCGUGUUUUGCAUAUUUGUCAUAAAUUCCCCGGUUAAUUUAUAAAGGUAAAACUUAAAUUCUAAUUCUAAUAGAUUCUAAAAUGAAAGAUGUAAAUACAUAAUGGUUUUGUUAUGCAAACACUUACUGGUGCUAACUGAAAAACCUUUAAAUGGGGAAGGAGCUCUCUUGUUAAAGUAAAGAAAAAAAAUAUAAAUAUAUAUAUAAAUGCUAAUUGCUUAUUUUUCUAAUUCUUGAACUUGACCUUGAACAUUUGGCUGGCUAACCAGCUUUCCUUGAUAGAUACAGGCUUGUGUGGCUAAUGUAAACCCGUGAAGUCAGGUGUUUCAGCUUGUUAGUAUCAUUGCGAUUAUCAUUGCUGGAUUUGUGGGGUAUGUCUGCUAAAUUACCAGCUCUUAGCAACUUUUAGACAGAAUUUCAUCUGCAAAAUCAGCUACUGUCUGUCACUUAGCUAACAUCGAUGCUCGCCAUCAAUGCCUGUUGAUUCAAAUGAGCAGUAGAGGGGAAAAAAAGCAUGCUGACACAGUACAUUGUUCUGGUUUGGCUCUCAAGGUGCUUCUUAGAAAAUAACAGAAGGAAAAUGAAUAAACAGGCUUAAGUGUGGUGGGCAGAUAAACAGAAGGCAGCUGGAGAGCACUGUAGAGUAGAACUGAGUUUUUCAGUUUCUUAUCAAAGGUGCUAGGUCUCUGUGUUUGCAUGUGUAGUGCUAAAAACCAGGUCAAGUCUUUAUCAAUAGCUGGUUGCAUUAAUGACCUGGAAAUUGUUCUGGUGGUUGCAAAGUCUGAAGGAUUCAGGGAUGCAGGAUAUCAGAAUGUGCUUAUCUGAGUUGAAGUGCCUUUGAGCAGGACACAAUGUUUCUGCCUGCUCCGCGGAUUUAAUUUCUCUGCACUCUAAGCCCUCUGGUGACGGCGCAUGCUAUAGGAAGAUUAUGCGAGUAAAAUGAAUGCUUUAAUUGCACUGUGCAUAUUCUGCUCAUCAGAAAAGUCCACAACAAAUCUGAAUUUCAAGAUCAUCUCAUAUUAUUUGUGACAUUUCAUCUCAGGAGCGGACAAAUAUUCAUUUCCACUGAACUUCAUAAAUUUUAGAUGAAUUUAUAGCAACUAAAUGGGAAUGUGGGGCACAAUGAAGAGAUGAACAGGGAGACUUGAUGGGAGAGACUUGAUCCAGCCUCCACACAUCUCUCAGCAGUGUUGUCGGGAAAGCCUUGGCCAUGGACCCAGACCAGACCACUGAUGUCUCCCACAAACUAUCAGGAUGUUUUACAAGCCGGGUCGGGUUUUUUCUGACCGUGAUAAAUGUUGUUCCCUCUCUAUCUCAGUCCAUGACAGGGCCUCAUGUCAAACUCCAUGCCAAAAUCUGCAAGUUUUAAGUUGCUUUGCUUCUUGGCAAACACAGGUUUUGUUGAUGAUUAAAAGACCAUUCUUUUUAACCAGUAAUACUCUCUGGUAUAAGAAACAUAUCAACUGUUCAAACAAAAUGUAGUUUUUCAGCAUUAAAAACUGUAAUUUAGUUCUACAAAUAACAGAAGAUUGAGUGUUACAAGUUAAGCACUAUUGGAACAAGUCUUCUGUGGUAGAUUAUGAAAACAUCAUCGUGUCUUGGGGCUGCAUAUUUGCAAAUUUAAGCAAAAGCAACACCAGAUAUUGGUAAGCAGUUUGACCACUGCAAUUACAAAUGCUUCCAUUCAUAAUUUCAUUUAAAAUGUAAGAAUAAUGGUUCAAGUGUUAGGUCAUGUAAUUUCUGGAAACCUUGGUUUGAUGUAGCCGUUUACUGUAUAGAGAUAGAUGCUCUGCCUCCUGGCAGUAUGUGAAGGAGAAACUGAGACUAUGAAAUGUUCUCUUUGCACUGGGUUUAAUAUCUUAGCUGUAUAGAAGGAACACUACUUAUUAAAAAUUCAAUGUCCAUAAUUUUAAGUAUGUUUUGUACAGAAAAGGCUGUGUUUUUCUGUUGUUGUUGUUUUACAGAUUCUUAUCUUUCUUAAAGGAAUAGUUCUACAUUUUACAAAAUGUUCUUAUUUGCUUUCUUGCUGAGAGGGAGAUGAGAAGCUCAAUAUCACUCUCAUGUCUGUGUGUUGAGCAUACAAGUGAAGCUGGGAGGCAGUUAGCCUAGCUUAGCACAAAGACCGGAAUCAGGGAUUAAAUACGUGAGAUUCAAGGUGUUGCGAAUUUUAAAGGUGUUGGUCGGUGGGUUUCUGAACUUUCGAUAGAGCUAGGAGAGCUUGUUCCCUCUACAUGCAGUCUUUAUGCUAAGCUAGGCUAAAUGCCUCCCGGCUCCAGCUCCAAACUUACCUGACAGAUAUGAAAGUCAUGUUGAAAUUCUCAAAGUUUAUUUCUAAAAGUGUCAAACUAUUCCUUUGAAGAUGAUUCAAUUAUGAAGGCAUUGGAGCAGUGAGUUUCUGCUGGUCUUUGUGUGUGUGUGUGUGUGUGCGUGCGUGUGUGUUAUAAACUUGCCAUAGAAAGGAAAUCUAUCAUUGUAAAGGAAAGGUCUCUUGUAGAUCUAUAUGGGUCUUUAAUGGGUUACAUUUUACACUUUGCUCCACCACUGACAACAGUAAACAAGAAACUUUCCCUACCACACUAGUGUUAUUUACGUAAAUGGCUGGAAAUUAGAAUGAGAAUUUGUGGUUUUGUUUGUGCUGAGAAAAUGAAAAAUCAACAGUUGUAGCCACUGUAGACGCCUCUCAGUUUGUGUUUACGUAGCAUCUAUCCUGUAAUAGUUUUACAUAGUCAGAGCAAAAGGCAGAAGUUUCUCUUCCAGGAUUUAUCCUGCAUCUGUUCUGCAUUAGUUGUACAGACAAUGCUUUUUUUUUUGUACAUGAAACAGUAGAACAAAAUCGAGCGUCUUGUACAGUGAAACCAGUUACCAAUUUACCACACCGUUCCUUGUGGCUGCCAUUGGUUGAAAACAGAGCAACAGUAGAUUUUUCCAAACGUUUCCUCUGGAGGACGGAGCCACAGGACAGCAGCAGUUCAAGCUUAAAGUAUUAAAAAAUACUUCUACAUCUGCAUUUGACAUUCUUUUCUGUUGACACCAAACAGAGUCUUGUUUCCAUUUUAAUUUACUGUGACACACAAAGAACAUCAGAGACACAGGCGUUUUUGGAGUCGUGCAAUAACUCUGGGCUUUUGGUAAUAAUUAUCUGAAGGAAAAAAAAAGAAACACCCAAGAUUUUGGGAUUAAAACAAAGGACAUUUUCUCAGCAGUCAUAUAACGACAAAUUAAAACCAGGAUUUUCCCAGAAGUGUCACUGUGAUGCUUCUAAAUCUGUCUGACAGGGAUCAUUUUUAUAUUUUCUAAGUGUAGAAAAUGGUUUUGUUUUUGUUUAUGUUUGAAAAAUGUGGGUUGGCUGUAAAUGGAUCUGUUCUGUUUUUUAAAAUAAUUUCACAAAAUAAACAAUUC
Toxotes jaculatrix (banded archerfish) is the source of this 5764-nucleotide messenger RNA. RefSeq names its product SRY-box transcription factor 18 (gene sox18). The coding region runs from base 418 to 2232 and encodes 604 amino acids. Gene Ontology annotation, molecular function: RNA polymerase II cis-regulatory region sequence-specific DNA binding; DNA-binding transcription factor activity, RNA polymerase II-specific. Lineage: Eukaryota; Metazoa; Chordata; Actinopteri; Toxotidae. The record is from RefSeq and is a predicted model, not a curated record. Gene Ontology annotation, biological process: angiogenesis; positive regulation of transcription by RNA polymerase II; lymphangiogenesis. The transcript is spliced from 2 exons.